This is a messenger RNA of Clonostachys rhizophaga, 1803 nucleotides long. NCBI's taxonomy places the organism in Eukaryota, Fungi, Ascomycota, Sordariomycetes, Hypocreales, Bionectriaceae. The record is from the annotation of a GenBank genome assembly.
AUGGGACACAACUUCGCUGCGUCUGCGCCAGACUCCCCCCACCGUCUCCCUGGCCAUACUAGCCCCGAUAACGAUUUGGAUUAUCCCUCCGGGCUUCUCAAUAGGCCUUCCAUUCGCAUCGAAGAUUUUGAGGAAGUUACGACUAUCAAUGGCGAUGACGCUGACGCAAAUGCUGACUCUACAAAUGUCCGCUCCUACCGAGGGAGCGGGAGGUCUGCGGAGGAGGACAGGCCUGCUUCUCCUCCCUCUUCAAUCAAGGCUUUUGCUUCCGCUCGACGUCGACCACGCCGAGAGAUGGGAGCAGAAUUUGAUCUGGAUCCUGAAGAUAGUGGAACUCGAGCUGCGUCUGUCUCGAACCGAAGCCACAGUAGCAAGCCCCCGACAGGCGAAUACAGACCAGGAAGCAAUCUGAACCGCAGCUACAACGAAGAGCAGAAAAUGGAGACAGGAGAUCCCAUCGAGGCCGAAAUUAACGACGAAGAUCACAGCAACAACAACAACAACCAUUCGGAAAGCUCCAAGGAAGAUCUAUACAUCGAUUUCGAGUUCCUUGAACAGUUCAUACAGACCGAGCGGGCAUCACGCCAUAACGCUCCCAUGGAAAAUGACACCGUUCCCGGGUUGUCCGAUGAUUUUGUUGUCUCGCCAGUCGAUCCCGAAUCCGAAAAGCUUCACAAGAUUCAGCGAGGAGGCCGGGCACUUGACCUGAACCGCUUUAGUUUCUUUUCGACAGUUUGGGAGUCUACGGUUCACGCUUCCGAACUAGCCAAUUUGGUCCAGGAUGGCGAGAGCCUCAAAAGUCUAUUUGAACACCCUCGGAAUGAGCACUGUGUGUGGUGGCUCAACUGUAACAACCCAACCAAAGAAGAGGUCCAAGGGCUGUGUCAGGCUUUCGGUAUCCAUCCCCUGACUGUGGAAGAUAUCAUCACGCGUGAAGCGCGAGAAAAGAUUGAGCUUGUCAGCUCAUACUACUUUGCCUCUUUUCAGUCUUUCCAUACAGUGAAGUCUGGUGAGAACUUGGAGUAUGAAGGCUUCAACAUGUAUGUUAUUGUGUUCCGGGAAGGCGUUUUGAGCUUCAGCUUCAUGCCGAAUCCACAUGCAACCUCUGUCCGCCGGAAAAUUACCACUCUCAAGGAAUAUAUCUCACUCAGCAGCGAUUGGAUCUGUUAUGCUCUGAUGGCCCUCAUAAGAAUGGUUGACACUCAAAUGAUGGUUAGUGAUAACAUCGUCGAUGACUUUGGACCUGUGAUACGCCAGCUUGAGCGAGAGGUAGACUCUAUUGACGAUAGCGUCUUCUUAAUGCGAGACCGUGAUUCAAGCGAGUUCCUCAGACGCAUUGGAUUGGCUCGCAAGAAUUGCAUGGCACUCAUCCGCCUGAUAGGAGGCAAGGCGGAUGUUCUUCGCAGCUUUACCAAGCGCUGCAACGAAGACUAUCCCAAUGCGCCUCAUACUGACAUUGGAAUAUAUCUCAGCGAUAUCCAGGACCACGUUGUUACGAUGGCGACCAACAUCAUUCAUUUCGAGCAGAUUCUUGCGCGUGCUCACAGCAACUACCUCGCCACGGUUUCUGUCAUGAGUAUCUCCCAGGGGAACAACACCAACAAGAUGCUGAAUAAAAUCACGCUCCUUGCCUCCAUUCUAGUCCCUCUCAAUUUGGUCGGCGCCGUUUUUGGCAUGAAUAUACCUGUUCCUCUUGGGACAGUUGACCGUGAUAACCUCGGGCCAUUUUUUGGUGUCGUUGGAUUCAUGGCGCUGUUUACAUCCUUUAUGCUUGGCUUGGGAAGAUAUCAUGGACUAAUUUAA